AAAUUCGUUCUGGUCGCCUUGGCUUUUGUGGCAUGCGCCUAUGCUGAUGUCUCGGAAUUGGGUUACAACUAUCCCAAGCCCAAUCCAGCUCCAGUGGUUCCUCACUUAAUUGUGGAUCCUCCACCAGCACCAGUAACUCGCCAGGUUAUUCAACAAAUCAGGAAUACCUACCUUCCUCCAGUUACCCGUCAUGUUCAUGUUGAACAACCCCAGAUCAAUAUUCCCCAAUCACUAAUUCAGAUUCAACCAGCACCCCGACCCCAGAUCAAUAUUCCCCAAUCACUAAUUCAGAUUCAACCAGCACCCCAACCCCAGAUUCAACCACCCCAAUCACUAAUUCAGGUUCAACCAGCACCAGUAACUCCCCUGAUUGUUGAACAACUCAAGAGGACCUAUCUUCCUCCAGCUCCAGUUACUUCUUAUGUUCGUGUUGGAGAACCCCAAAUAUAUCCCCCAGCACCUGUAACUCGCUAUGUUCAUGUUGAACAACCCCAGACAACUUACCUUCCCCCAGCACCUGUAACUCGCUAUGUUCAUGUUGAACAACCCCAGACAACUUACCUUCCCCCAGCACCAGCACCUCACUAUCUUGAUUAA
This is a messenger RNA of Musca vetustissima, 597 nucleotides long. RefSeq lists its product as uncharacterized. NCBI's taxonomy places the organism in Eukaryota, Metazoa, Arthropoda, Insecta, Diptera, Muscidae. The annotation marks the transcript as partial. The transcript has a single exon. The record is from RefSeq and is a predicted model, not a curated record.